AUGGCCGGCGGGGCGGCGCCGCUGGGGCCCGAGCUGCUAGACUUCCAGCGGUUCCGCGCGUCCAGGACCCAGCCGCUCGCCUACGGCUACGGGCGCGACCUGCGCGAGCUGCGGGAGCGCGAGUUCGGCCGCCUGGCAGGAACCAUUUACCUGGACCAUGCAGGAGCCACGCUGUAUCCACAGAGCCAGCUCAUAAGCUUCAUGAGUGAUCUCCUGGGAAACAUCUAUGGUAAUCCUCACAGCCAGAACAUCAACAGCAAGCUCACCCACGACACCGUGGAGCAGGUGCGCUACAGGAUCCUGGCGCACUUCCACACCUCUCCGGAUGACUACAGCGUGGUGUUCACGUCGGGGUGCACAGCUGCUCUCAAGCUGGUUGCCGAGGUCUUCCCAUGGGUUCCCCAGAGCCCCGAAAGCUGCGGGAGUCGGUUCUGCUACCUCACCGACAGCCACACGUCUGUGGUGGGCAUGCGAGAGGUCACCAAGGCCAUGGGCGUCCCUGCUGUCCCCAUCAGGCCAGAGGACGUGCGCUCUGCAGAGCCUGGGCAUGCAGCAGCCCCGGGCCCCGCCAGGGGACCCCCGCACCUCUUCUGUUACCCUGCGCAGAGUAACUUUUCGGGAACCAAGUACCCGCUCUGCUGGACGGACCUCAUCAGGUGCGGGCACAUGCGCCCGGGUGAGGAGCCCGGAACCUGGUUCGUGCUGCUGGACGCCGCCUCCUACGUGAGCACCUCGCCGCUGGACCUGUCACAGCACCAGCCCGACUUCGUUCCCAUCUCCUUUUAUAAGAUCUUCGGCUUCCCCACCGGCCUGGGGGCCCUGCUGGUGAACAGCCGCGUGGCCCCUCAGCUCAAGAAAACCUACUUUGGAGGCGGCACCGCUGCUGCCUACCUCGCAGCCGAAGACUUCUAUGUCCCCAGACAGUCGCUGGCCGAAAGGCUUGAGGAUGGCACCAUCUCAUUCCUGGACAUCAUAGCACUGAACCAUGGAUUUGAUGCACUGGAACGCCUCACAGGGGGGAUGGAGAACAUUAGGCAGCACACUUUCACGUUGGCACAGUACACCUACACAGCCCUCACCUCCCUCCGGUACCCCAACGGAGCCCCUGUGGUGCGGAUUUACAGCGAUUCCGAGUUCAGCAGUCCUGAGGUUCAGGGGCCAAUCAUCAAUUUCAACGUGCUGGAUGACCAGGGAAUUGUCAUCGGCUACUCCCAGGUGGAUAAAAUGGCCAGUCUUUACAACAUCCAGGUGAGGACCGGCUGCUUCUGUAACACAGGGGCCUGCCAGAGGUUUCUGGAGAGAAGCAACGAGAUGGUCAAGAAGCACCUUCAGGCUGGUCACAUCUGUGGAGACAAUAUUGAUGUCAUAGAUGGGCAGCCUACAGGGUCUGUGAGGAUUUCGUUUGGAUACAUGUCUACACUUGAGGAUGCCCAGGCCUUCCUCAAGUUCAUCAUAGCAACCCGACUGGGCUCGUCGGAUGGCCAGUCCCUCCCUCGGACCCCUAAUGGAGAGGCUGCAGUUCCGAUGGUAGACCAGAAGGUGCUGGGCGCUCUUGCUAACACAGAUGGACGAAGUCCCUCACCUCAGGAAGAUACUCUCGCAGACUCUGGAGUUUGGGAUGACUUGUCCACCACCGUGAAUGCUAUGGAUCUGUGUCUACCUGUGUGUGAGGUGGAUGGAAGCCUGCAGACCCCUUCAGAGAAAGCCGAGGGUAUCCCGAAUGGGGGCCUUGGACCACAUCUUGUCACCAACCUCUACCUCUACCCAGUCAAAUCCUGUGCUGCGUUUGAGGUCACCAAGUGGCCUAUAGGAAACCAAGGGCUGCUGUAUGACCGGAACUGGAUGGUUGUGAACCACAAUGGGAUUUGCCUGAGUCAGAAACAGGAGCCCCGACUCUGCCUGAUCCGGCCUACCAUUGACCUGCAGCAAAGGAUCAUGGUCCUCCAAGCCAAAGGGAUGGAGCGUAUAGAGGUGCCUCUGGAGGACAACAGUGGACGGGCUCACAUUUGCCAAAGCAAGGUCUGUUCUGACAGAGUAAAUACUUACGACUGUGGAGAAGAAGUUUCCACGUGGUUAUCAAAGCUUUUUGGCCGUCAGUGUCGUUUGAUCAAGCAAAGUUCAGAUUUCCAAAGAAACGCAAAGAAGAAACAUGGAAAAGAUCCCUCUCCUGGGACCACAGCCACCCUUUCUUUGGUGAAUGAAGCCCAGUAUUUGCUGCUCAACAGGUCAAGUGUUUUGGAACUUCAACAGCAGUUAAGCAGGAGUGAUGAAAAUGGAAAGGAGGAAUUAUUCCCCAUGAGCGAUCUCAUCUCUCGUUUCCGUGCCAAUAUUGUGACCAAUGGGACAAAGGCUUUUGAAGAGGAAAACUGGGAUGAGGUUUCAAUUGAUUCCUUGCAGUUCCAGGUUUUGGGACCUUGUCAUAGAUGCCAAAUGAUUUGCAUCGACCAGCAAACGGGGCAACGAAGCCAAGAUGUUUUCCAGAAACUUUCUGAGAGUCGAAAGAGAAAGGUGAACUUUGGGGUGUACCUGAUGCAUAUGCCUUUGGAUUUAUCUUCUCCACGCUUCCUGUCUGUAGGAUCUCAGGUGCUCCCCGUGUUGAAAGGAAGUGAAGACUGUCACCAUUUACUGGUUCCUGAGAAAUGA
Messenger RNA from Elephantulus edwardii (Cape elephant shrew), 2643 nucleotides. RefSeq names its product molybdenum cofactor sulfurase (gene MOCOS). Gene Ontology annotation, molecular function: molybdenum ion binding; molybdenum cofactor sulfurtransferase activity; pyridoxal phosphate binding. Gene Ontology annotation, biological process: Mo-molybdopterin cofactor biosynthetic process. The record is from RefSeq and is a predicted model, not a curated record. The transcript has 15 exons. Lineage: Eukaryota; Metazoa; Chordata; Mammalia; Macroscelidea; Macroscelididae. Bases 1 to 2643 code for a protein of 880 amino acids.